UGUACAAAAAUCAUUUAUCGAUUGUCGAUUUAUCUUGUGUGUAUUUCAAUAUUUUAAUUUAGAUUUUUUUUUUUUGUUCAAAUAAAUUAUCAAUGGGUAUUCUCGAUAGAAUUGCCGAAAUUGAACGUGAAAUUUCACGAACACAAAAAAAUAAAGCAACCGAAUAUCAUUUAGGUGUAUUGAAAGCUAAAUUAGCCAAAUAUCGUGGUCAACUAUUGGAACCAAGUAAAUCGAAAGAAAAAGGUGAAGGUUUUGAAGUGCUUAAAAGUGGUGAUGCACGUGUUGCAUUGAUUGGAUUUCCUUCGGUUGGAAAAUCAACUUUGUUGAAUACUGUGACCAAUACGCAUAGUGAAUCUGCAUCAUAUGAAUUUACAACAUUGACCUGUAUUCCCGGUGUUAUUGAAUAUAAAGGAGCUAAUAUUCAAUUGCUUGAUUUACCUGGUAUUAUCGAAGGUGCUGCUCAAGGUAAAGGUCGUGGACGACAAGUGAUAGCUGUAGCUCGAACUGCUGAUCUUGUUAUUAUCAUGUUGGAUGCAACCAAAAGUGAAGCACAACGUCGUUUAUUGGAACAAGAAUUAGAAUCAGUUGGCAUACGUUUGAAUAAAAGACGACCAAACAUUUAUUUCAAAGAAAAGAAAACGGGUGGUGUUUCUUUCAAUUCAAUGUGUAAUCUAACAAGAGUGGAUGAAAAAUUGGUUCAAAUGAUUCUUCAUGAGUACAGAAUAUUCAAUGCUGAAGUAUUGUUUCGAGAAGAUUGCUCACCGGAUGAAUUUAUCGAUGUGAUAUGUAAAAAUCGUGCUUAUCUACCUUGUCUUUAUGUUUAUAACAAAAUUGAUCAAAUUUCCAUGGAAGAGGUGGAUAAAUUGGCUAGACAACCACAUUCGGUUGUUGUCAGCUGUAACAUGAAACUCAAUUUGGAUUAUAUGUUGGAAACAAUUUGGAAUUAUCUUUCAUUAAUUCAAGUUUAUACUAAAAAACGUGGCCAGCCACCGGAUUUCGAAGAUGGAUUAAUCAUGCGACGUGGUUCAUCAAUCGAACAUGUUUGUCAUACGAUUCAUCGAACGUUAACAUCACAAUUCAAAUAUGCCUUAGUUUGGGGUACCAGUACAAAAUAUAGUCCACAACGAGUUGGAUUAAAUCACGUUGUACAUCAUGAAGAUGUCGUUCAAAUUGUUAAGAAAUAAUGGAAUUAUUUUCAUUUGAAAUAAAUGUACAAAUAAUUUUGUUUUCUUUUCAAAAAAAAACAUAAUUAUUAUUAU
Dermatophagoides farinae (American house dust mite) is the source of this 1259-nucleotide messenger RNA. Its product is annotated as developmentally-regulated GTP-binding protein 2. Lineage: Eukaryota; Metazoa; Arthropoda; Arachnida; Sarcoptiformes; Pyroglyphidae. Gene Ontology annotation, molecular function: GTPase activity; GTP binding. The record is from RefSeq and is a predicted model, not a curated record.